Lytechinus pictus (painted urchin) is the source of this 4979-nucleotide messenger RNA. RefSeq names its product meiosis-specific nuclear structural protein 1-like. The transcript is spliced from 8 exons. Bases 525 to 2024 code for a protein of 499 amino acids. The record is from RefSeq and is a predicted model, not a curated record. Gene Ontology annotation, biological process: cilium organization. Gene Ontology annotation, cellular component: motile cilium. NCBI's taxonomy places the organism in Eukaryota, Metazoa, Echinodermata, Echinoidea, Temnopleuroida, Toxopneustidae.
GAGAUCAGCCGCUGUCUUGACGACACACAACAGGUUUCGCGAUCGCGAGCGUGCAAUUUCAAUGCAAAUGCAAAACUCCAAUGACUGAUGACGUGAAUGAAGGGAGAUUGUGUUGUUGUUGCUGAUCAGUUUUUGCUGCCAUUUUCCAGAAAGAAAUGAACUCUUUAAUUCUUAUUGGAGGUGCAAGAGAUAUCUGACAAGACAAGACCUAUCCAAAUUGAAAAGAAACAACUGAUGAUUGGAAGCAGUAAAUUUAUUUGUUCGAGUCAAGCAAGAAAGAUAAGAUUAAGAUUAAGAAGAAAGGUUUGAAAUAAUUUGAAUGAAGAACUAGGAUUCUGUGACUCCAGAAUCCUCUCAUUUGUCAACACAGUGACAUUGUCGUCAGCCAUCAGAAAAGGGAAACCCAGUAAAGACUCUACCAAGGUCCAAGCCUCAAGCCAGGACAGCUGACUAUAAAUAAUUUACGCCUAGCCUAACACUUAAGACUUUAUACAGAAGACAGUCAAGAGGUCAUCAAGUUCAACAUGACGACUGUCAGGAGACAGAACUUGACGCACGCAACUCAAGAGCGCAUGAUGGUGCAGGCCAGACAAAAGGAAGAUGCCAGGGAGGACCACCUGAAAAGACUCGGCAAAGAGAAAAUAUUAGAAGCAAACAUGGCCAGCGAGGAGAAGGUGGAGAACAAGAGAUAUAUAAGGAGGCUCCAACAGGAAGAAAUGGAAAGGAACAUGGCAGAAUCUAUUCAAAAGUCUCAGCAAGAGAGGAUCCAGAGGGAGCAACAGAUGGAGCAGGAGGAGCGUUUAGCCAACAAGCUCCAGCAGCUGAAGGUGGACAGCCAACGCAAGGAGAAGGUUCGCCAGCAGAUCAGGGAGAACAGUCUGGAGCUCAGGGAGCUGGAGCAGAAGCUGAGGGCCGGUUACAUGAACCGGGAAAGGGCAGCGCAGAUUGCGGAGAAAGAGGCCAGCAAAUAUGAUAAGACGGCAAGAGACGCGGACAUCGCUCGUCUGAUGAUGGAGGAGUCCUCCCGCGCCGAGGCCGAGGAUCAGCGCAAGCUGGUGGAGAAGUACCAGGAGAGCGUGCGUUACCAGCAGGAGCUGGAGAAACAGCUGGAGGAGCAGGAGAAGAAGAAACAGGAGGCCUAUGAGGAGUUCUUGAAGGAGAAGCUCAUGAUAGAUGAGAUCGUCCGGAAGAUCCACGAGGAGGAUGAAAGAGAGAGGGAAAUCUACCUUGAGAAGCAGCAUGCCACCAAGCGCUACAUCGAUGAGGAUGCCGUUGCCCGACAGAAGUGGAAGGACCUGGAGAAGCAGAAGAUGGAGCGAGAAAACAUGGAGAUCCUGGCGUUUGCCACCCUCCAGCAGCAAAGGGAAGAGGACAGAAUGGAGAACAAGAGAAUGCAGGAGGAGGCCAAGGCGUCCGUUCAGAAGAAUCUGAGCGAGGAGAUUGCCAGGAAGCGCGCCAUGGAGGAGGAGAUGGAGCGGGUCCGGGACGAACUCUACCACGAGGAGCAGGAGGAGGCGGUCCGUCAGAAGGAGCUGGCGGAGAUCGAGAGGCAGAUCCGCCAGAGGCUGGAGCUCCAGAAGACCUACCAGGAGCAGCUCCGGCUCAAGAGGAUGCGGAGGCAGGCUGAGCUAGAAGAGGAGGAGGAGUUCAAGCGACAGAUGCUGGCUAAGUUUGAGGAAGACGACCGCAUCGAGCAGAUGAACGCUCAGCGUCGACGAAUGAAACAGCAGGAGCACAAGCGCCGCGUGGAAGAGCUCCUCAGAGACCGCCGUGCCCAAUUUGCGGCGGACAAGGAGCGGGAGAGGGCGGAGCGCGAGGAGGCGGAGAACCUGGAGAAGCUCCGCAUGGAGAUCAUCGAGGAGGAGAGACAGAGGCUCCUGAAGGAGCACGCAUCCAAGCUCCUGGGAUUCCUGCCAAAGGGAGUUAUCAGAGACGAGCAUGACUUGGAGCUGUUUGACGAUGAUUUCAAGAGGAAUUACAGCGGCCGACAGAGGGACAUGCACAGUGCAGACGGCUGGGAUUAAAAAAUAACACACAUCAAUUUAAAAUUAAUGAGUACUAAAAAAAAACAUGAAUGAACUUGAGAUUGGAACUUCUUUUGCUAAUCUCCCAGAUGAAUGGAACGAUCGAUGUUCCAACUUGUGGUCAACGGUGAUUAGAACAGAAACAGGUGCAUUUAAUUUGGGAAGGCUCCGAUCGUGGAUGCCCAUUCCGUCCAGCUUGGUUAACUUGGGAAAGUUUUGUUUGUCUUUUGAGUAUAUUGAAAGUGAGUUGAAUCAAUCACUCACAUGCGGAGGUAAAAAAAGAGCAGGUAUGAAAAUAAGAUAAAUAUCAAACUCAUUCUAAUAUCUUGACAUUAGGACUUCUUCUUAAUUCUGAGAGUGCUUCACGUACAAUCCCGGACGCUCUUUCCGUCCAACUUGGUUAACUUGGGAAAGUUUUGUUUGUCUUUUGAGUAUAUUGAAAGUGAGUUGAAUCAAUCACUCACAUGCGGAGGUAAAAAAAGAGCAGGUAUGAAAAUAACAUAAAUAUCAAACUCAUUCUAAUAUCUUGACAUUAGGACUUCUUCUUAAUUCUGAGAGUGCUUCACGUACAAUCCCGGACGCUCUUUCCGUCCAACUUGGUUAACUUGGGAAAGUUUUGUUUGUCUUUUGAGUAUAUUGAAAGUGAGUUGAAUCAAUCACUCACAUGUGGAGGUAAAAAAAGAGCAGGUAUGAAAAUAACAUAAAUAUCAAACUCAUUCUAAUAUCUCGACAUUAGGACUGUUCUUAAUUCUGAGAAUGCUUCACGUACAAUCCUGGACGCUCUUCCCGUCCGAUUUGUUUAACUUACAGGAAGGCUUUGUUUUUCUUUGGAGUAUAUUGAAAGUGAGCUGAAUUAAUCCCUCACAUGCUGAGGUAAAAAUGAUAUGAAUAGUCCAUGGGGAUAUGAAAGACAAAAGUCAUGCGUUGCGCACCACUUGAGUUCCGUAUAAGUACUGCUUGAGGUAACACUAGCAAAUAUCAAAAUAUAAAUAAGUCAUAGUGAUGCUAUGGAUAAAAGUAAAAGUCACGCUCCACUUGAUUUCCAUAGCAGGGUUAUUAUCAGUAAUUUAUAGUGGGACAUUACAUGGGUCAAGUUAUGGUGGAUUGAACGACCUUUCAGUUUGCAUGGCAUAAUAUGUCACUGCUAACCCCAUUCUGCUUGAACUGAAAAUCAAGAUGGUGUACGGACGCCAUACUUAAAUGAGCUUAUUUUCCAAUAUUGAGGUAAACUUCUAGUCUACAGAUAUAUGGCUCAUGUGUCAUAUUGCCUGAAAUGGGGUUCCCUGGAAUAUAUGAAAUACUAUCUACCCUCCAGAAAAUAUGGGUGUCUUGUUUCCUCUUAUUUGUUCAAUAUUUCAACAAUAAAAUAGUCUCAAAUAUAUAGAUAGUUAUGUACAUAUUGUAUGGUAUUGGAAAGGGGAUGAGAUUUUGAUAUUGGUUAAUUGAUUGUGGAUUUUGUUAAAAUAUAUAUGUAUAUCUUUAUUAUGUUCAAAUUAAGUGGAAUUGUAUUUUCUUUAUAAACUUGUAUUGUUGAUGUAGACUCAACAUUCCCUUAUAGUUUCUGAAUAUAAGAGAAAUUGAUCUUGUUUUCUUCAGAUUGAUUUAAAGAAAAUAUCUUAAAAGGAUUGAUUUCUUAGAUUUUAAUAAGUAUUUCUUUAUGUUUGAUAUAUAGUUGCCAACUGCCUGAAAUGAUUGGGCAUACCUAUUCGGGGUCUCGUAACACAAAGGUUAGCAAUUGAUCAUACGCUUGAUUUUCACAAUUGAUAUUGCAUUGUAGUCAAUGCAAUCUAUCAUCCAAGUUUCUUCUGCGAUCAUUGCUAAGCUUUGUGUUUACAAUAGUCGGCAUAUCGUAAAUGCUAGCACUAAGUGAAAUCUGUUUGGGCUAGACACAAAAAUCUUUUUUGACUAACACCUCACUGCGACAAAAUCUAAAAAUAAUUGGCUCACUCUUUAUGCAUGUUUCUGUCUGAAUUAUUGUUGCACAAUAGGUUAUUUGCUACGGGGACAAUGACUCUAGGCUUUAUUUUGUCUUAAGAUAUAGGGUUAUGGUUGCAAGAUGGUUUUAUUUUAGAGGUUUAGGGUUCGGUGAAGGAUGGGUAUAGUGUUAAAUCCAGGGGUGAUGUUGGUCAUUCCAUAAAUUUGUGGACUUUACAGCUGAGCAAUUGUUGCCAGAGCAAACGAAAUGAAAACAGUUCCGAACCAGUUCAGCUGCAACUAAUCACCCAAAUCCCCACCAUAAAAACUUCAUGCUCAGUAAUUCUUUGUAAUAACGUUAUAAGCUAUUUGUUUUAUAUACAUAUGUACCUAUGAUUUUGUAAUAGAUAAAGAAUUUAUGAAAGUUUAAAAAUCUAGCAAUUUCUGUUAUGUAUGUUCUAUUCUUAUUCAUGGGUAGCUCCGAGUAUUAUUAUUAUUUUUUUUGAAGGGGGGGGGGGUCUGAUGCAGUCUUAUUUCUCCUCGUUUUUUUUUUUUUUUUUAGAAAAAUCGUAAGGGAGGAGCCGUGAACCCAGCCUCCUCUUAUAUAUUACAUAUACAUAUGAUUGAAGUUAUUUUUUGCUAGGUUUGACUUGCGAAAUCUAUGAAAAUGAUAACCCAAUACAAAUUACCAUUCAUAGUAAACAGCAAUAUUUUUGGUGCCUCUUCAACAUUGUGCUUAUUCUUGAAUGAAUGUUCAGGCCAUGAAAAGCCUGGAGCUAACACAAUCUUAUUAAAAUAUCUAGUUAUAGACAUAUUGGAAAAAUAUAAUUCAUUAAUCAUGAUGAAGGAAUAGUGACAGAUGAAGUCACAUGUAUCUGAAAAUUAAACUAGUAGUAUGUCCAACUGUUGGUGAAUUUUUAGUGUAAGAAUAUUCUACUAAUGCUUAUAAUAAGCAUACAAAUAAUUUGAAAAUAUAUGUAAAUAAUAUUGCAGUAAGUACAUUAUGUAAAUUUAUGUUAUUAAAGAAAAAGAUAAAGUAUA